AUGGGCUGCACCAUCUCCAAGCUCGAUGAUCUCCCGGCCGUGGCCCUUUGUCGUCAACGUUGUGCCUUUCUCGAUGAAACUAUUCGCCACUGCCAUGCUCUCUCUGCUGCUCACCUCUCCUACGUCAACUCCCUCCAAUCUGUUGCUCUUUCCCUCCAACAGCUCCAUUUCACUUCUCCGCCUCAUUUGCCCUCCGAUUCUGAUCACCGCCACGACGAUGACGACGACGACCCUCAUCAUUUUCACCCUCCCCCUUUCACUUAUAAUACUGACCGAUCAUAUAUGAAGAAUCAUGUUACCCCUUCCCAGCUCUACGAGCAGACGCCUAUCAGUCCCCACGCUGUUCGCAUGCGCCAAUAUUCCUCCUUUUGCUCCUCUCCAUUCUCUGUUACGAAUCCCGAUCCUUCUCCCUGCCAUGCAGAUCAAACCUAUGAUAAUUCUGCUCCUCCCUACGGGCUGCCGGUUGAUUCUUCGUCUGAGCCACCACCGAGGCUUUAUUCAACUUCGGAUUUUGGCAACUUCUAUUAUCAAGAGGACGGACACUAUUCUCAACGCAUACCGAGCCAGAGCUUGAAGGAAAUACGAGAGGCGGAGGGAAUUCCUGAUUUGGAAGACGAUGAUUAUGAGUAUGAGGUGGUCGAACCAGUGCAGGGGGAUCAAAGCGACGCAGAUGACGGAGCUGAGAACCAUUCAGGAUUCACAAACGAAAACCAAGCAGACCUUACAGAGGCAUCGCUCGACCAAACUAUGCCGAUUGGUUCAAUGGAGAAUGAUGAGGUGGAAGUGGAACAUGAAGUGCAUGAUGAUGAGAGCUUCGGGGAACGAGCUGGCCCUCGGGAUUCUUUUAAGGUCGCCAGCGAGAUUGAGGUUCAGUUCCGAAGGGCUUCUGAAUCUGGCAUGGAAAUUGCUGGGAUACUUGAGGUGGGCUCGCUUCCAUAUUAUCGGAAACAUGGAGCUUAUCAAGCUUUUUCCAAGAUGUUAAAUUUAGUUGCGUUCCCAUUGUCAUUAAUGGUGUCAAGGCCAUCAAUCUCCAAAAGAUACAAGGUUGGUCCUAGGAGCUUGGAACUUGAUAGAGAUAUGUUGACGAGGACACGCAAUCUUUCUUCUACAUUGCAAAAACUUCAUCUUUGGGAGAGGAAACUCUACAAGGAAGUAAAGGCAGAGGAAAAGAUGAGAGUCUUGCAUGAUCAAAAGUGUCGAAUGCUGAAGCGUCUGGAUGACAGGGGUGCCGAUUUUCAAAAAGUUGAUUCAAUUCAAACUUCAAUUAAAAAUCUGACCGCAAAAAUCAGAAUGGCCAUUCAGGUUGUUGAACUGAUAUCUGUGAAGAUAAAUAAGACGAGGGAUGAAGAGCUGUGGCCCCGGGUGAAUGAAUUGAUCCACGGGCUAACUAGAAUGUGGAAAUCCAUGCUUGAGUGCCACCGAAUUCAGUGUGAAACAAUUAGAGACGCGCGAAGCGUAGGUUGGAUCGGAUGCAGGAAGAAGAGUGGCGUUGGUGAUGAAGCCACCAAGCAACUUGAACGAGAGCUGAUCAACUGGACUUUUCAAUUCUCGAGCUGGAUUAGUGCCCAAAAAAGGUACGUGAGAGCGUUGAAUAAUUGGCUUCUGAAAUGUCUGUUGCAGGAGCUGGAAGAAACAUCCCCUGGUAGAAUGGAAGCCCCUGGUGUAUUUGUAAUAUGCAACCGAUGGUGCCAGGCUAUGGAGAGAAUAUCCGAAAAGGCAGUUUUAGAGAUCAUGUAUGUGUUCACCAGGGGCGUGCUCCAGAUAUGGGAACGAGAGAGGAUGGAAAUAAUGCUUGAUAAGGACGUUGGGAGAAAUGUAGAGAGAGAGGAGCAGAAGCUACAAAAGCAAAUACAGGCAGCAAAGCAGAAAAUGGUGAUGGCAUACCGGGAAGUUAACAAUAGUCUCUCUCAUUCAGAAGAUAUCAUAUAUGAUGAUGAUGAGGGUAACGGAAGCACUGUUAUACAAGCAAGAUUGCAGCAAAUUUUUGAGGCCAUGGAGAACUUCACGGGCAUGUCUGCAAGACUUUAUGAAGAGUUGAUGCAAUCGAAUGCUCAAGAGGAAAGAGCCACUGUGGAGCAAGCGGCAUAGGUUGGUCAUUUUAGUUGGACCCUAUACAUAAAGCGGGUGUGGGGAGCGGUACGUUUACCUUUUCUGCUUUUCUUUUCACA
This is a messenger RNA of Prosopis cineraria, 2168 nucleotides long. Its product is annotated as protein ROLLING AND ERECT LEAF 2-like. The record is from RefSeq and is a predicted model, not a curated record. The transcript is spliced from 4 exons. Lineage: Eukaryota; Viridiplantae; Streptophyta; Magnoliopsida; Fabales; Fabaceae. Bases 1 to 2088 code for a protein of 695 amino acids.